Hibiscus syriacus is the source of this 740-nucleotide messenger RNA. RefSeq lists its product as uncharacterized. The record is from RefSeq and is a predicted model, not a curated record. Lineage: Eukaryota; Viridiplantae; Streptophyta; Magnoliopsida; Malvales; Malvaceae. The transcript is spliced from 2 exons. Bases 139 to 618 code for a protein of 159 amino acids.
AUGGAGUUUUAGUUUACAGUGGAAAUCAUUUCUUCCAGUUCAUCUUCAAGAAGAAGAAAAAACUCCAUUUUUAUCAAAUUAUCAACCAAGAAAUAAUUAAAGGGAAACUAUUAGCAAACUAAAACCUGAAGAAAAAAAAUGUCUGCCCUUCAUGUCUCAACGUUACUCAUCACUACGCAUGCCUCAUCAACUCGUCCGAAAUUCCCCUGUUUUUCACUUUUCCGAAAAUCCCUAUCGUUUCCCAAAUCUGUUUCUCAAUCUCAAAGGAGAAUCGCAACCUUUGUUUCUUCAAAAUCCUCGGAAGCCGGAGAGUUGCCGACGGCGGAAGAUAAGUUGCUCAGCAGGCUCCCGGAGAAGAACAAGCCCCUUUUCUCUCACAGCUUGCCUUGCAUUGAGUCAUGGCUUAGGAGUCUAGGGUUUUAUCGAAGCAGAGAGGAGCGUGCUGUUUGGUUGAUUGAAAAACCUGAUUGGCAUGCCCGGUUAUCUCUCGAUGUCACUGAUCUUUACAUAAGGUACUUGAAGAAUGGACCUGGGAAUCUUGAAAGAGAUGUCGAAAGGCGAUUCAGUUAUGCGUUGAGUAGAGAGGAUAUCGAAAAUGCAAUACUUGGAGGACCAUAAAGACUUCCGAGUUAGUUCCUCCUCAUGUAUAACUUUCGAUCAAGUAGUUGCAUAGUGUUUAAGAUGUCAGUUUAUCUACUUCCUGAGCUUUUAGGGUAUCAUAGCACCUUUUCUCCCGUCAU